AUGAUCGUCAGGAUCGAAGGGACCGGGGGGCGGGAGGAGGCGUGGGCGAUGCUGGACCUGCAGGGCAAAGUCAUUCGCAGGGACGACCAACCUGUCGACGGUAGCCUGAUCGGCGACCUGACACAGUCACCGGAGGAUCCGAUGUUGGUCGACCUGCGCAUAGCGGGCAUGUACAAGCUGUCUGGCAAGAAGGAGAAGCUGAAGCGGCCAUUUGUUGUGAUGCAAAAGAACACAGAACACGUGGUGAAGGAGGGUGCCACCAGCUACAAGGUUCUGGGCGUCGUGCGCUGGCGCAUCAAGUUCUACUCUGAACCUGACCUGAUCAUCAGACGGAGUGAGACAGGAGAGGAGCUCUAG
Molecule: messenger RNA, 357 nt
Organism: Ostreobium quekettii
Lineage: Eukaryota; Viridiplantae; Chlorophyta; Ulvophyceae; Bryopsidales; Ostreobiaceae
Source: the annotation of a GenBank genome assembly